AUGCCCAAGCUUCAACACGUUGCGACUACCCUACCCAGCACGACGUCGAGCAACACACGAUGCACUCAACCAGCAACCCCAGCUCCGCACGUCAUGAACGGGGCAGAUACACGGACAUACGCUGAAUCGCAUACCACGGGCCAGCUGCCUACGCCAACCUCAACGCCCGAACCGGACGAUCUGGCACUUCCGGGUGCCCGCCGCAACAAUGAAGCCAGGAGCGAGGAACCGCUGCACAACAUGACGAAUGGCUCCAGGGUCGAGGCGAACAGCGCAAUUAGUUCGAAUACCACGAGCAGGAGGCCGAGCGUGCACGAAGAAGCUAUCCUCUCAGACACAAGCGAGAAGAUACGGCCUAUCAAGCGGCCUGGAGAUGCUCGGAGAAGGAGCAGCGUGUCGGAGCACGAGAAGAUUCUCAAGCUCAGUCCCCGCCAGAUUCAAGAGCUUACGAGUGAACCUGCGAGCAUCCCAGUGCGAGCAGCGACUCCGAUUCUUGAGGACGAACUAGAAGACGUCACACCGCUGGAAGAUGCGGACGGACAGGGCAAGAAUAAGCUCUUGGGCGUGGUACUGGAGCGACCAGUGGAGCUGAAUGGCGAGACUAGGAAAGGGAAGGGCUCGGGAGGGCGAGAUGCACCACGGGAGAAGGAGGUUGUCCUUAUCAAAACAUCUGCAACUGAAUUGCGAAACGGCCGGCCUGUCCUCAGCUCACGAUCCAUCACUACGCCCUCGCUCACACGGAGGACGUCAUCCAGGUCGCGGUCACGCACACAUACGCAGACGCAAGAGACAGAGGACCGGAGACACGGCAGACAUGUUCCUCCGCCAUUGAGUCUGGACCACAGAGAUGGCACAUCAAAGGGCCACGACCGACACAAAGAGACGCGCGAGAUGCGUGAGCAGGUUUCGCCGACGCCAAUUGCUCUCCCGCUGCCGCCAAUGUCGAUGCCUACUUUUCUCUCGCUAGAACUUUCUGCAAGCCGCCCCUCUCCGCUGUACAUAUACCGUCCAGCGACGACAGACUUCCCUUAUGAAUCAUCCGAGAUCAAGUACGAGCGGUUGCUCAACUUCCUGAGGAUACCGCUGAAAAUUGAGGGCAUAUUGGGUUUUGGCGCUCUGGCUUGUCUCGAUGCAUGGAUGCACGUUCUGACGAUCCUCCCCCUCCGCUUCCUGCUUGCCGUCCUCAUCUUGGUCAAAUGGUGGGGCUCCGUCAUUGUCAAAGAAUUCCGUGAUCUCUGGGCUUUUGUCUAUGAUGGCCUUCCUCGCUUUUGGCAGCGCAGGAAGCAGACCGACGUCCCCACGCCUCUACCAACGCCCGCCGACGAGGUGGCUCCGUCAAUGUCGCGUAAAACGUCGUCCUCGACCGUUCCUCCAGUUAGUGCUACGGCCAGGCAGAGUCCGCACGUGUCGACAACCUUCAAGUUUCCAGACAUGAAUGAGCUCAGAGCGCGCCGGCCUCGUAACUCUCGAUUUCGUCAUCGGCGCACCAAGUCUACGCCAUCAACGCUGCAACCAAGUCAUAAGGCAGACAUACUGAAAGGUCUCCUAGUCAUUGCAAGCUGCUUUGUCUUGAUGCGGUUCGAUGCCAGUCGCAUGUACCAUGGCAUUCGUGGCCAGUCAGCGAUCAAGCUCUAUGUCAUCUACAACGUUCUCGAGGUAUGUGACCGCCUGCUCUCGGCUGUUGGUCAGGAUGUGUUGGAGUGUCUCUUUUCUCGUGAGACUCUGGAUCGCAAUCCCGACGGUAGAAGCAAGGUUCUCCGGCCACUCGGAAUGUUUGCCCUCGCACUUGUAUACACUGUUGCCCAUGCUACAGCGCUGUUCUACCAGGUCAUCACUCUAAACGUGGCUGUCAACUCCUACUCAAACGCACUACUGACACUGCUCAUGUCCAAUCAAUUUGUGGAAAUCAAGGGCACAGUGUUCAAGAAGUUUGAAAAAGAGAACCUUUUCCAGAUCACCUGUGCAGACAUUGUAGAACGCUUCCAGCUCUGGCUCAUGCUUCUCAUUAUUGCAAUGCGCAAUGUCGUUGAAGUUGGCGGCCUCAGUAUUCAAAGCAGCGAUACGUCGUGGACGGCCAUGUUCACUGGAUCCGCAAACGCGUCCACGACUCCAUUCAAGGCCUCGAGUAUCAUACCCAUGAGCUUUACCAUCUUCCCCAAAUACAUCGCUCAGGUACUCAAUCCGUUCCUACUAGUGUUGGGCAGCGAGAUGUUUGUUGACUGGCUGAAACAUGCGUACAUCACCAAGUUCAACCAGUACAAACCGGAGGUGUAUAGCAAGUUUUUUGACGUUCUAGCCAAGGACUACUAUUCCAACGCCUUUGCUGAUGCAGACUUGACACGACGCCUGGGUUUGCCAGUCAUACCACUGUCCUGCCUCUUCAUCCGUGCUGCUAUUCAGACCUACCACAUGUUCAUUGCCAUGCAUAUGCCGCCUCCCCUCCACACAACAUCGACAUCACUCUCUUCGGACCCCGCCUCCUCCCCCACCACGACCGCAGCUCUCGCCCAUAUUGACCAUGUCUUCCGCCGCGCUCUGGGUCGUUCUUCCUUUGGCGCUGGUGUUCCCUCCCAACCCUGGUAUCAUCCCCUCUCCUAUACCCUCGAUGAUCUGAUCGCCGGCUCGACCAUGCUCAUCGUCUUCCUCGUUGGCUACUUUAUCUUCCUUGCUUUCAAACUUAUCCUUGGUAUGCUGCUGCUGUCCAUCAGUCGCAAGCGCUAUCACGGUAUGCAGGAGCGAGAGAAGAUGAGCGUUGAGACUGGGGGUAAGAGGAUCGGGGGCUGGGGCGUUGUUGAUGUGGACGAGGAGAAGAGGAAGGUAAUCUACGAUGAUGAUCCCGAAACGCUGAAGCGGUUGAGGGAGAGAGACGAGAAGGGUAGGAAAAAGGAGCAGGAAGAGAGGGAGAAGGGGACAAGCUUUGGACACGUUAGUCGAUAUGCGAUGGUCGCUAAGAGAAUAUGGUGA
This is a messenger RNA of Alternaria postmessia, 2964 nucleotides long. RefSeq lists its product as uncharacterized. Bases 1 to 2964 code for a protein of 987 amino acids. Lineage: Eukaryota; Fungi; Ascomycota; Dothideomycetes; Pleosporales; Pleosporaceae. The transcript is spliced from 2 exons. Gene Ontology annotation, cellular component: endoplasmic reticulum membrane. The record is from RefSeq and is a predicted model, not a curated record. Gene Ontology annotation, biological process: maintenance of protein localization in endoplasmic reticulum.